This is a messenger RNA of Pygocentrus nattereri (red-bellied piranha), 2111 nucleotides long. RefSeq names its product ADAMTS-like 7 (gene adamtsl7). The record is from RefSeq and is a predicted model, not a curated record. Gene Ontology annotation, molecular function: metalloendopeptidase activity. Gene Ontology annotation, cellular component: extracellular matrix. Bases 31 to 1896 code for a protein of 621 amino acids. Lineage: Eukaryota; Metazoa; Chordata; Actinopteri; Characiformes; Serrasalmidae. The transcript has 12 exons. Gene Ontology annotation, biological process: extracellular matrix organization.
UUUAGGAGAAGAGUCCAGACGCUUCUCCAGAUGACCCUGCUACUGUCCGUUCUCUUCCCACCCUCGGAGCCUCUACCCUGGGACAGUGACUCCAGAAGAGCCCCUGAGCAGGAGUGUGACGGCCACCAGGAGGAUGUGUGUGGUGUGUGUGGCGGUGAUGGGAAGUCAUGUGAUCUUAUGAAUGGAACAUUGUCUCCAUCUCUUCUCUCCCUUGGCUACCACAAACUUCUAGAGCUUCCUGUGGGAGCUCAACGAAUCAAAAUCCAGGAGAUUCAGAAGACCCGUAACUACCUGGCUCUGAAGACGCACAGUGGUGAGCCAGUAAUAAACGGGGCGUGGGCAAUUGACAGGCCAGGGCGGUUCCACGCUGCCGGAACGGUGCUGACCUACAAACGGCCCAAUGAAAUCCGCAGCAGGGCCGGAGAGUCCAUCACAGCUCCAGGACCGACAAAUCAGGAGCUCCACCUCUAUGUUAUUUAUCAGCAGUCAAAUAUAACUGUGUACUACGAAUACAUUCUGCCCAAAGACAAAGACAUCAGCACUCACUCUGAUACACACACUCUCUCAGCAGUACUGCCUCUGGCAGAGAACCAUGGACUGGAAAAUGGAGGGACUGCAGGCCAAGUGGGCAGAGCCCACCCUAAUCUGGUGCCCUCUGACCCCUCAACCCCUAGACCUCUCCCUCCCUACAGCUGGGUUGCCAUGACAACCACUCCCUGCAGCGCCACGUGUGGGACAGGCAGGCGGCAGGUGUUGUUCAGCUGUGUGGAAAGAACCACUCAAACCACUGUGCCCGGAGACCUCUGCGGCCCCACCCCCCGCCCCACCCCCCAGGAAGAGGACUGCCAGUUACAGCUUUGUCCAGCCUUUUGGGAUGUAGGUGAGUGGUCAGAGUGCAGUAAGACGUGUAGUCUGGGUGUCCAGCACCGGCAGGUCCUUUGCCGCCAGACCCGAGGGCGCCAUGGCAACAGCACGGUCACUGUAGCGUCGGCACUGUGCGAGCACACAGAGAUGCCUGAGACGACGGCUUCAUGCCAGCUGAAGAUCUGCAGUGAGUGGCAGAUACGAUCAGAGUGGAGCCAGUGUUCGGUGCCGUGUGGUGUGGGUCAGCGCAGUAGGGAGGUGGUCUGUGUGGAUAAUCUGGGUGACGUGGUCCCUGAUGAAGAGUGUAACCUGUCCCUGCGGCCGCAGCACCUGGAGAACUGUGACAUGGGGGUCUGCGCUCAGAGCUGGUUCUUCACACACUGGAGUGACAGAUGCUCUGCAGAUUGUGGUGUGGGCAGUCGCAGUAGGUCGGUGGUCUGUAUGAUGAGUCAGAUUAGUUCCCUCCCGCUGGAUGACUGUGAUGAUGACAAACCAGAGGAACUCACACCCUGCAACUUGGGACCCUGUACAGAGCGAACAGAGUGGUACACGGGACCCUGGGGACAGUGCUCAUCUGAGUGCGGCAGUGGUACCCAGACUCGGGGCGUGGUCUGUGUUAUCCAUAGCAACAGCCAAUUGGAAGUCACUUCGGGCACAAACUGUUCCCAUCUGCCCCGCCCCCCGGAUUCACAGCCGUGCCAUCUGAAGAGCUGUGGACCGCAGUGGUACACCACAGACUGGAGUUCGUGUUCUCGUUCCUGUGAAGGAGGUUACAAGGUCCGAGAAGUUCGUUGUCUAGGAGACGACCUGACCCCUAGUGAUGACUGUGACCCUGCUCUGAGCCCUGCUACUCGAGAAGAGUGUAACACACACAUCUGCAUACCAGAGAUCGACGAAUCCUGCAGGGAUAUGUACUUUAACUGUGUGCUGGUGGUGCAGGCUCGGCUGUGUGUGUACUCCUAUUACCGCACAGCCUGCUGCGCGUCCUGCUCUCGAGCCUUUCAGAGGGGCACAGUCCGGACCCUCAGGUGAUGACAUCAUCCCAGAUACGGCACUGCUUGUUAAUUGUAUGGCUUCAUGAGGCGUCCCUGUCUGAGGUCUGUCAAGCAUUGACCUCUCUCACAUUUCUCACCGGCUAGCUGGCAUAUAUGAUGCUGAUGUCUGUGGAAUAUGACAGCAUUACUGACUUCAUAGCUCACCCUGACAUCAUACCUCUCCAUUUUAAAGAAUAAACCAUAAAUAAAGUG